GGUCAAUAACUACAUGUCACAUGACAGUAAAAUGGCGGAUGGGGACGAUUUGGACGAGGAUAGGAAAACUAUAGAUGUUAAUGACAGUGCUGUCGAAAUGAACGAAGAGGAUGACGGAGACGAUUUGUAUGAUGGAAGUGAUCUUGAAAGUCUUGUCGAUGGCUGUGCCCAAGAAUAUAGUGAUCUGAACAACACAUUGGACAAACUGGAUGAAUGUCUGAACACUUUGGAAGAGAGAAGCGAUGAUCUUUAUUCCAAGUUCAAGGACCUUCUAGAGUCCAGUCGGCAGGCGAGGCAGGAACUGGAGGAGGAACGUCGUAAAGGUGAAGAUGGCAACGUCCCAGACAGUGAAACAAAGGAUAGUUCAUAGUCCAUCAUCAACGCCAUGUGUCAUUCUGGACCACUCUGAAUACAGUGACCACAACAGGGAUAAACCUUUAAGGUCAUCAUCAAGGGUUAUCUGAAGACUUUCAGACCUGUAUCAUCAUGUGACCUAUAUCAUCAAUAAUUCAUAAUGGAAUUCCUAUGUUGUUACACUGCACUAAGUGAACAAAUAUAUUUCUAGGAUGAAGAUUGCUAAGCACAACAUAAUAAAUUCUUUUCUACUGUUUAUGUACAAAUAGCUCCGUAGUUAGUCACAUAGCAGAACAGGGGUGUCUUUCAUCCUUUUAUGUUUUAAGUAUUUGGGUUAUUUCUCCUGUAUUUGGGCAUUCUGGUUGUAGUAAUUAAGAUGAGAUAUGAUAAUACUUUAUUACUUGAUUAAGGAAUUUCUGAAGUGUGUGAUGAAUGAGAGUAUCUUGAUUUAAGGUAUGUAUUAAAAGGACAUUUCUCCCACCAUAAUCAGUAAUCUUGACAAUGUCACUGGGAUGAACACCUUCCAGAUCAGGUUUCAUUGCACAGAGCUUCAGGUAAGCUGCAUAUUUGUGUGAAAUACACAGACUCACCAUAACCUAGGGCUGAGACGAGUCUAAAUUUACCCUGGGUACCCGACCCACCCCGGUACCCACUGUAGGUCUCAAGUUGGGUACAAAAUGUGCGAUUGUUUUACAGGAGCCCUGGCAAAAACUAGGGAGACCCACUUAUAAAACGAUCUGAUAUGAAGCUUUAUUUUUAUUUAAACAUAUAAAAUUCAGAAGCAAUGCAAACUUUUCUAACUUGUAACCAUGGAGUUUUUGGACCUAUCAACCAAAUUUUUCACCAUAAAAAUUUGUAAACCCAAACCAAAACAUCUGGCCUUACAGCAGGUCGAAAAUUAAAUUGAGUCAGCUCUCUGCAUUCCAUUUCAACCAUGAAUGACUGGAGGGUAUUGAGGUAGUUCUAGUCAGGUCUGAAAUGUCUAUUUUCAUCAUUGUGAUGCUUUGUUUAUCUGCAAGGUUUGAUCAUUUUGAAAGAGGAUAUGGUUGCACAGUGAAUGUGUUACAAAUGAUAAUUUUAAAACAUUAAACAGCACUUAUCCACUGACUCUGAUACAAAUGGGCACAAGCCGGCUUGCCAGUUUGCCUGUUAAAGCACUAUGGCUGGGACGAGUCCAAAUAUACUACCCCUCUAUUCCCUGACCCUACCCGGGUACCCACUGUAGGUCUCAAGAGAUACAAAAUGUCCGAUUGGGAAUUCUUUUGAACCACAGCACUUGCAAAACAAAUUUUGAUGCAUGCAUUUAUCGAUCUGGUCAUGCAUCCACUGAAGUUGACUUAAGUUAUAUCUUUAUUCAACCAUAUGAAAAGUCAGAAGGAAUGGGUGCAUAGUCAGAAAGAAAUGCGAACAUAAGGGACUUGUAGUGUAACC
Haliotis rufescens (red abalone) is the source of this 1785-nucleotide messenger RNA. Its product is annotated as UPF0184 protein-like. Lineage: Eukaryota; Metazoa; Mollusca; Gastropoda; Lepetellida; Haliotidae. The record is from RefSeq and is a predicted model, not a curated record. The transcript has 2 exons. The coding region runs from base 14 to 370 and encodes 118 amino acids.